GGUUAAUCAAGUUCAUUUAACUGAUAAAAAGGAUUUAAACCUGACCGUCGUGUGGGCCAUAGGUGCUUAUCCUCUUGAGAGCAAAGAUCAUGAACUGGAAAUGGUUUUGUUUGUUCCGAUACGAGAGAAUGAGAGAGAUCCUAAUAUUCAGUCGAUUUUUAUAAAGGACGAGUAUUAUAGAGUUGGCGGAAAAGUAGUGCCUGAUAUUAAUAAUGACAAUUUUAAACUAAAAAGAGUGGAUAGUGUAACAGAUAGUUAUGCGGAGUAUGCCAAUUCGACUGCUAGCAAUUAUUAUUCAUCAAGGCAUGUUAGAGUAGACGACGAAGCAGACGAUCAUGUUAAGUAUGUUGAUUCGCAUUACGAUGAAAAUAAGCAUACGAUUGAACAUAAUAAGGAACAUACGGAAAAAAGUGAUAGAUGCGGAGAAAACAUUAUCCUCGAAAAUGAAGGGGAGGCAAGUCACCUUAAAAAGACAAAUAAGAGUAAGGAAAAGGAGUUUCAACCUAUAGUACAUAAUACAAGAUGUCAAACUAAUAAAGCCAAAUAA
This is a messenger RNA of Dentiscutata heterogama, 547 nucleotides long. The record is from the annotation of a GenBank genome assembly. NCBI's taxonomy places the organism in Eukaryota, Fungi, Glomeromycota, Glomeromycetes, Diversisporales, Gigasporaceae.